Molecule: messenger RNA, 1018 nt
Organism: Phalaenopsis equestris
Lineage: Eukaryota; Viridiplantae; Streptophyta; Magnoliopsida; Asparagales; Orchidaceae
Product: maltose excess protein 1-like, chloroplastic
Exons: 2
Coding region: 179-673 (164 amino acids)
Cellular component (GO): chloroplast envelope
Molecular function (GO): maltose transmembrane transporter activity
Source: RefSeq, a predicted model, not a curated record
AUAAGAAUUGUGUGCUAGGCAUUUAAAUUUCCUUAAGAUAUAAGAAGAUUUAACAUUUGUCAUGUCAAACAAUUUUCGUAUUUUAAUCCCUCUUAAGCUUUACUAAAUCCAAAAUUUUCAAAAUUUACUAAAUUCUACGUGCAGCUAACCUGAAUAUAAGUAAUCUGUUGAAAGAAAUAUGAUGCAGGGGAUGCUUACUUGUCUACUUGGAAAUCUCACAUUGCUCUCCUACUUUGCUAAAAAGAAAGAGAAGGAGGCCAUAUUAGUUCAAACAUUGGGUGUUGUAUCUAUCUACAUUGUGAUUGUGCAGCUUGCCGUUGCCGGAGCGAUGCCUUUACUGCAGUUUACGGCCACGUCGGCUGCUGUUGUUGCUGGGCUUGUGCUGAACUUCAUGAACUAUUAUGGAUGGCUUCUACAAUGGGUUUGGCAGAUUUGGGAGGAUUUUAUCACCAUUGUGGGAAUUUCUGUUCUUCCACAGGUUAUGUGGUCGACAUUUGUCCCGUAUAUUCCAAGUAGCAAUUUGCCUGGGCUUAUUUGUUGUAGCUUGGCUAUUGUGGUCAUCAUUUUGGUAUCAAUCUGUCAAUCUUGUCAUUUUGAAGUAUGUUCAAUACAAUAUGUAAAAAGAGCAUUUAGUUUCUUUAAUUUAAAUUUGCAGAAAUUUAUAAUGUUUUAGCACUAAACAUAGGGCAAAUUUGUUAUCUUCUAUUAAUUGUGAUAUGAACUGGCGAGGGAUUUGAUAACUAAUCUUUUGUGGGGGGUUGCUUAUUAUUGGGUGCUUGAGGUAGAGCAAAAGUAAGGAGGAAUUUGGUCUUUGGUUAUUUUGUAUCUUUAAUUGAAAUUUGCAUAAGAAGCAGAUGGUAUGAGCACUAAAAGUAUGGCUAAUUUGUUCUCUUUUAUAAGUUCUUUACGAACUAGUGAGGAAUUUUACAACUAAUUUCAACAAGGGAUUCCUUAUUAUCAGGUGCUUGAGUUAGAAGAAAAUAAGGAGAAAUUCGGUGGUUGAUAUCUAGAUGAAAAC